Messenger RNA from Diversispora eburnea, 279 nucleotides. NCBI's taxonomy places the organism in Eukaryota, Fungi, Glomeromycota, Glomeromycetes, Diversisporales, Diversisporaceae. The record is from the annotation of a GenBank genome assembly.
AUGUCUCCCUUGCAAAGCGAAUUAUUCUCUAAAUGGUCCAAGGCGUUUGAUUCAGAAAGACACAAGCUUCUUGCGAUCAGGCGACAAGAAGGAAUCGAAGAAGUAAAACGAAAGGGAAUUAUUAUUGACAAAAAAGUGUCACUUAAAACUUAUCUUAAGUUUUGUAAAGGAGAACCAAGCAUUUCUGUCAAAUACCAUUUAAUCGAUGGAAAAAUCGAAGCCUACGAAAUGCCUCUCAACCCUCACGGACUGAUACAAGGGGAAUUGAACGAAAUGUAG